Fomitopsis serialis is the source of this 396-nucleotide messenger RNA. RefSeq lists its product as uncharacterized. Lineage: Eukaryota; Fungi; Basidiomycota; Agaricomycetes; Polyporales; Fomitopsidaceae. The record is from RefSeq and is a predicted model, not a curated record. The transcript has 3 exons. The coding region runs from base 1 to 396 and encodes 131 amino acids.
AUGCCCAUCGUACAAUUUGCGCUGUUCUCAUCUCUCGUCCAACUGGCAUUCUGGCUCGCGCACACGGACUUCAGGAUCGAUGUGCUCUCUGACAACGCCGUAACGACCCAUGGCCUGUAUGCGGACGGUCGAUCCGUCAAGGAUUGCGAGUCUGGCGCUGAAAUAGCGCUCGGAUCUCAUUCAGCAUUGGUGACUGGCGUGUUCAAGAACUACAACACCGUCGAACACUUAAAAGCAGCAGACAAGACCGCGCUAUUUGCCCAAGUGACGGACGAGUACUGCUAUUGUCACCAGGCCACCAAGGCUGCGCGAGCAUUGCCAGAGAGACUACAGACCUCGUACUCCUCGAGUCUUCUGCCGCGGUACGGCGUCCGCGACCGUGAUGGCGCAACUUGA